AGCCAGCCAGACCAUCCCUACCUCCCCGUCCCCAUCCAUGUGGCAGUGAGAACAGAGCUCAGCGUUGUCAGGGGCAGCAUCGCAGGCGCUACCCAGCCGGAGCAGCGAGCAGCAGCGUGGCCGGCAGGAUGGGGGACACGGCUCCCCCCCAGGCCCCGGAUCUCGGGGCCGGUCUCCUGGGAGGGGGCUCGGUGGCCCCCCGGGUGCACAGCGCCAUCGUGGAGCGGCUGCGAGCCCGCAUCGCCGUCUGCCGCCAGCACCACCAGAGCUGCGAGGGACGCUACGAGCGGGGCCGGGCGGAGAGCUCGGACCGCGAGCGGGAGAGCACCCUGCAGCUGCUGAACCUGGUGCAGCACGGCCAGGGGGCCAGGAAGAGCGGCAAGCACAGCAAGGGGGCUAGCAGCGCCGGCCCGGCUCCCUCUGCCGCGCCGCCGGACUAUCACCCGCAGCUGCUCAGCAACGGGGCUGCUGGGGGCAGAAGUGGGAUCAACGGGGAGCAGCAGCAGCAGCCGGGCUCAGCGGCCGACGGGGGGCAGAGGAACUCGGCCCUCAUUGCGCUCCAGGGCUCCUUGAAGAGGAAGUUGGUGGUAAAUCUAUCACCUGUUAACAACAAAAGACCCAAUGGUAUUUCAGAUAACUCUUUCCUUGAUAUUAAGAGGAUACGAGUGGGUGAUAACCUUUCUAUGGGACAAGGCGGACAUGUUAACAAUUGCCAAAGCCAGUCAAUGUCAGGAACCUUGUCUGUGGGGCAAGGAUCACAAAGAAAGACCAGCAACCUAACAAACAAUACCCACUCUAGUGGGCAUAUAUUUAAUAUGCCUUUGAAAGAGGUCAAGAAAGAACCAGGAGAAACCAUAUCUUGCAGCAAACACCUGGAUGAUCAGAUGUCCCAUGAAAACAUUUUCCCUAACAGAUAUGGGGAAGAUACAGGGGAACAGAUGAUGGACCCAGAGCUUCAGGAGUUGUUUAAUGAACUGACUAACAUAUCGGUGCCACCAAUGAGUGAUCUUGAACUAGAAAAUAUGAUAAACGCCACCAUAAAACAAGAUGAGCCGUUUAACAUUGAUCUUGGGCAGCAAAACCAGAGAGGCGCUGCUAGAUCUUCUCUGCAGAUGGAGAAAAUAGUGAUAAAAAGUGAAUAUUCGCCAGGCUUGAAUCAGGCACCUGUGGGCUCCCCUCAAAUGAGGCCUUCUUCUACAGGACCAGCCUUCACUAUGUCCAGCGCUGCCAUGUCCACCUCUUCACCAAUCCCUUCGGUGCCUCAGAAUCAAGCACAGUCGUCGCAGGUCUCUUCUGUCUCAAAUCGACCAUUGACUAACUGGCAAGAAGUAUCUCACGCCCAGCAGCUAAAACAAAUAGCAGCCAACCGACAACAGCAUGCCUUGAUUCAGCAGCAGCAAAACCAGCCAUCCAGCUGGCCCACCUUGUCCCCAUCAGGCCCUUCCCCAGGACAAUUCGUACAAGAGAAAAUUCCCAGCCCUUCCUUUCGUCAGCAGCAGUUCAGCCCCCAAAGUUCAGCCAUGCCUGGGGUAUCUGUCAAUGGGAAUCAGUCCAAAGCAAUGAAUAACUACAUCUAUAAACCAAACGCCACAACCCAGAGCAGCCCCAUUGACAUCAUAAUGCAACCAAAGCCUCAGGAUCUCAAUAGAAACUUUAUAAACAACACUCAAUCACCACUAGAGCAGCAUCAUGGCAACACAAAGCCUUUGUGUCAUUUUAACUCAGAGCAAACUAACCAGCAGAUGCCUUCAGUUUUGGGAUCCCAAAGCAAGCCUUCUAUUCUGCACUAUCCUCAGCAGCUGCAGAGCCCUGGUGCAGUGCAACAGCAACAGCAGCAACCUACUCAACCUCUCCAAAACCAGCCUCUUCAAAGGCCACCAAACGUAUCCUUAGCAUUGCAGCAGAAGAUGAUCCUUCAGAAAAUGCAGCAAAGCCAACAAAUCUCAGGACUGCAGUAUCCCGUCUCUCAACAGCACAGACAGGAUCAACACUCUGUGAUAGGCCAAGGUGCAGGCCCCAGUCCAAGUUCCAGUACUUGCUCAAAUCCAAACACUGGAAGUGGUUACAUGAACUCAUCCCAGCAAUCAACGUUGAAUCAGCAACUGAUGGAAAAAAAACAGGCGUUGCAGAGGCAGAUGAUGGAGCAAAAGCAGCAGCUCCUUCUGCAGCAGCAGAUGUUGGCAGAAACAGAGAAAAUCGCUCCUCAAGAUCAAUUGAACAGACACUUGACAAGGCCACCACCAGAUUACAAAGACCAGAGAAGGAAUGUGGUCAGCAUACAACAAGCAAACCAGUAUUCUGGUGGUUCUCCGGCAGUGAGUAUGAGCUCCAGUCUGUCUUUAUCAAAUCCUAUUUCAACUCAUAGCAUUUUGUCACAGAAUUCUAGCCUUUUGACAACUCCCCAUGGAACCAGAAUGCCUUCUAUUUCAGCAGCCCGGAACAUGGGCUGUUACGGAAACAUUCCUUGCAAUCCACCAAGCUCAUACAACGUGACGUCAGGAAUGAACCAAGUGCAGCAACACAGAAACCAAAACCAAAUCAUAACCAGUCAAAAUAACCUCAUGAUGUCUCGCCAGCCAGCCCUGGCACAAGGAAACAACGUAACCGCUUUUGGGACUGGGUCAGCCGUUAACUCGCAGCAAGUGAGAGCAGGUUUAAACCACGGAGCGACAGGUAUCCCAGCACAAAGACCAUCGAAUGUGAUGAUCGCUUCCAGUGCUGCUGCUCAGAACUGGGGCCCUCAAGAGGCAGCAACAAAGCAGCAGGAUGCACUGAAACCUACAGGAGUUCGUUUCCCAACGAGCGCUCCAUAUCCUAACCAGUCUCUGCAGCGCUCCAUAGGCAACCCGCAGUUUCCUCAGCAUGCUAUGGCACCUCCAAACCAAUUAACAACAGCAGCGCAAAUGAGACCUCCUCUAAACCAAAUGAACCAAACAAUAAACGGACAACCUGUUGGGUCACUAAGAGGUUUAAGUGUAGGAGCUAACCAGAUCAGAGCACAGACUGUGCCUAACUUGAAUCACCCAGGAACAAGUAUGACACCACCAUCAUCCCUGCCGUCAACCAGUUUUACAUCUACCAACCAAAACUCUAGGGCUUACCAAGGAACUGACCAUGGGAAUGACUUAGCCUUUGACUUUCUUAACCAGCAUGGUGACAAUAUAGGGCCUGCACUCAACAGUGAUUCAGACUUCAUAGACUCUUUAUUGAAAACAGAGCCUGGUAAUGAUGACUGGAUGAAAGACAUCAACCUUGACGAAAUCUUGGGGAACCACUCAUAAGUGACAAUGCCGAUGAUAAAACAUACAUGCUCUAAGUUCUAAGAGGCAGGAUUGACUUUAGCUCUCUCUUUAAAGUCCAACAAUCUGCUUUAUUAAUUUACUCUCCAGUGGUUGGGCUGUUUAAGAACCAAUGGUUUAAAAUAAGGAUCCAAGUGGAGAGAUUGCUCUGUUUGAAGAGAUGGUCUAAGAACAAAAUCUGAUUCUAAAUCUUACCCCAGGUGAAAGUAUAACGUAGGGUGAUAGUUAUAGUUGUCAAGCUAAAAACAGAUGAGGGGGUUUAUGGCCAACGCAUUAGAAGUGCACCUGUUGUUCUCAUGGGAGCUGUCUGCAUUUGGCUUAGGAUGUUGUAGAACAUGCAUUCUGCAAACAGAGGUCCUGAACGGUGUGCAGAUCAUGAAACUUCAUGUCUCAGAUGCAAGUGGCCACCUCACUAUGGGCUUGACUCCACGCAGUCCGGAGCAAAGAGCUCAGUGCUCUCCACUCUCAUUGAGAGUACUCAGUGCCUCCCAAAAUCAGGCCCUCUGUACAACUAAUUCUUGUAUGUUAUAAAAAUUGUUUACUUCUACAUUGUAGAAACUCUCAUUUUUCCUUUCGAUUGAUUUCAUUUUAAACCACCUAACUUGUGUAGAAAAGGGCAAGUGGUUCCUUUCAAGGAAGGAGGAAAGCGGUUUGUGUGAGACACACCCCAGAGUGGUCGAUAGCUUUUACUCUCUCUCCUGGGGUUUGGUUUGUUGUAACAAGGGGAGGCUCUUUCUCCAAUAGGUAACAAGUUCGGUGUAGUUUCUGGUAUAAAUAUGCCAUCAGCCAUUCUAAAGUUCAAGGGCCAAAUUCUGCUCCUUUGCUUGCACAGAUGGUGCCAGUGACUUGAAUGGACAGUUUGAGUGAGAUAGAGGUGGAAGAUUUGGCCCCAAAAGAAUACUUCCCCACUCCGUAUCUGAGUUCCACAUGUACCCAGCUAUUUGCUUCAUCCUUGCUCAAGCGCUGGGAUAUAUGUGCGUAUGGGAAGACUUCCAUUUUGAUUCAGUCUGACAACAUGCAGCGUGACUCCUGUGGAGAAUAUCCGUAGCUCUCUCAUUCACCAGGUCGAGGGAGUCAGAAGAGAGACACGCUUGAGCACUAAAAGUGCUGAUGACGGUUUGAUAGAUACUCACUGUGGGCCAGAUUCUGGUCCCUUUACUCAGGUUGAGUCGACCCUUGCUCUCUGAGUUGUCCCUCUGAAACCCAGAUGUAUAGCUAUGUACUGAAAUAAAUGGGACUACUUGCAGAGUGAGAUACCCUUCAGCCAGAGUCAAGGUACCAGAAUCCGGCCAUACAAACUAGUUAAUUCACAGCCUGGUUAAAAUAAUGAGGAGUCAGACUAACAUGGCUACCCCUCUGAAACCUGACAGCCUGGUUACUCGCCCAGUCACUCUCCUAGCAGGAGGAUGAGGGAAGGGAUUCUGCCAGCAAGGUGAGAAAGAUGUUGCUUGCGCUGAUGUGGUGAGGAUCCUUCAAGAGGUUGUCUGAGUCAGAUAAGGCUAGGGAAUAUAGAGCCCAUUUGCAGAUGCCUGGAGAUGACCAGAAACAUAUUGCUUCAAAAGGUAUCACUAUACCACCAUUACAGGUUUCAAUUGAUCCAUCAUUUCUUUGUGGAGAAGUUCCUUCUUGAGGACUCCUGGCAUAUAUACACACAAGAGCAGCAGCUUCAGCGCCCUUGGAAAGGGGGCAACAUGUUCCCACAAUGCACUUGCCCAGCUGUGCUGGCCGGGGCAGGUGGGGUCAGAGCCAUGGUCCUAUCCUGGCCUCUCCCCCUUUCAGACACCACGAAGGUGAAAUGGAGGUGGGUGAGGAGGAAACUUCUCUACACCCUCCCUGCCUUAUGUGCUUGGGCAGAGCCUAGCCAGGGUCUUACUCUGAGCAAUCAGGUAUGACUCCAAGAAGGAGAGCUGCUUUGGGAUGGUGGAGAGGGGAAGACAUGCAUGGCACAAGAGGUGGUGAUGUCUGGAGGGAUUUAUUUCCAAGGAGACUCAGAUCAGCAGCCUCUUCACACCUUUAGAAAAGGUGCGUCAGCCUCCCAGUGCAGGGGGCCAGGGCUCUGACUACAUUUCUAACCCGCCCAGACACUCCCUUUCUAGAAUGCGCAGCACUGCCAGAACCAAUAGCCGCUCUCCCCCAACCACACCCCUUGGGCUCAGGGAGCAGGGCUGCCUCCUCUAUCCGAUCACUAAGGAAUGGAAGGGCAGAUAUUACUUAGCCCAAAAAACAAAACAACUUUUCAGCACAAGUCACGUAACGUCCCACCUUGAUUUAGAGAGAAGCGAUAUGGACAUAUGGGAGUAGAGCGAUACCAGGGGUCUGAACCUGCGCUGCCUGGCACCUGUAGCAAUCAGGAGCAGUUCCAUUUCUGCAAUGGAGUUACACCAGUUUAAAUCAGGUGUAGGAUCAGCCCACCUCUGUCACCCACACACAGGGUCAAUGAGCUGGUCAGCAGCGAUGCUAAAGCUCUUGCAUGAGUGAGUGAUUUCCUGUUCAACAGUGGCUGAGUAUGCACUCCUCCUUCCUUGCUCUUAUCACAAGCCCUGAGCAAGUGGGCUGGUAACCACCUAACACAGCAUAUGUACUCACGUGCCUCUGCUGACCAAUAGCAAGGAGCCCCCUACCACAGCCCCGACUCAGGCAAAACUUGCAUUUUUUUCCUGAACAUUGAAGACCAGAUCCUCAGCUGGUGUAAAUGGGAACAGCUGAGAAUCUGCCCCAAACACUACAAGAUUUGGCCCUCAGCCUAAGCCAGCAUCCGUUGAAGUUAAUGGGAAUCUUUCCAUUGAUGGCCAGCAUUGGAUAAGGCCCUUAAUUGAGUCUAAAUUCUGUCACAAUUGUAUUAAACAAUGUAUAUUUUAUAUAAAUUUAAACUCACAUGCGGCAAAGGCCAUUUACUGUCCUGUUAAGAUAUACACGUGACAUUUUAAAUGUGAGCUUAUGAAUGACUUUUGUGACCAAAACUUGAAACCAGUCUCAGUUCUUAAGAACCCCGGUCUCUUUAAAACAAUCUCUCUUUCUGUAACAAUGGCUGCAUGCACUAACCACCCUUAUAUUAUAUUUUUCACCCUAGACCAGGAGCUCUUUGCAGUAUUUGGUUGUAAAUAUAAAGAUUUAUUUGUUUUGUAAACUUUUGUAAAAACAAGAAAUUAAUAAUAAUAUUUUGGUAGGAAUAAUAAAAUCAUAUUCUUUGGGUUAUAUUUAUAUAUAUGUGAAAUAAAUAUACUAUCUACAAAGUUGUAUUUUAUACAAAAAGUAAAUGGUUACCUUUUGUAUUCUAAUAUACAAAGUUUUGUAUGGUAUGAUUGCUUAUUUUCAUCCUCAGACUUAACCAUUGGGUUGUGGGGGAGGACAGAAUGGGACCUUUGGGAUCUUUCCAUUGAUUUCCAUUGAUUUCAAGUGGCUUUGGAUCAAGCCUUUAAAAAUACUUCAGAUACAUUCAAAUCUGAAGCUCUCCUGAAACCUCAAUAUGAAAACAUUCCAGGUUUCAACACUUUUUUUAUUGUAGCUUUUGGGUUUUUUUAUAUGUAACUGUCAUGUCCUUGUUGCAUGUAUGUCUGCUUUAUACUUUCUCAUAUUAUAAAACAGUAUUUCUCUAUACAAACUGAAAGGAAAAAUUGCUGUACAUAAAUGUUUGUGUUUUAUGCAUUUUUACAUGUGGCUGUAUAUACCUCCUAGUACUAUGCAGUGACACUUAUUCGACUCCAUUUAUUUUUCACCUAAACAUUAAUAGUAUGUUUUUUUCAAUAGCUAUCAAAAUUCCACCAAGUAAAUCAAUCAAAAUGUU
Molecule: messenger RNA, 7083 nt
Organism: Malaclemys terrapin pileata
Lineage: Eukaryota; Metazoa; Chordata; Testudines; Emydidae
Gene: MAML2
Product: mastermind like transcriptional coactivator 2
Exons: 5
Coding region: 129-3281 (1050 amino acids)
Biological process (GO): Notch signaling pathway; positive regulation of transcription of Notch receptor target
Cellular component (GO): nucleoplasm; nuclear speck
Molecular function (GO): transcription coactivator activity
Source: RefSeq, a predicted model, not a curated record